CAGAAUCACGAUUGAAGCAAAUCAGGUCGAAAGAGUACUUUAAAAUAUACACGUAACAGGCGGCUGCUACGAAAUUCGGUAGAAGUUGUUUCUGGAACAUAAGAAAGAAUGAAAUUUACUUGGAUUGUCGUUUUCUUAACAACCAUAAUUAUCGCAGCCGUUUUGGGACAACGACGUAGUAUUGGCCGUGCAAUGAUUCGAAACUACACCGGAAAGAAGCCCACGGUUAUUCAACAUCGAACUCCAGACGCUGCCAGCUACUAUGAUCAUGAGCAUGGAGCCAAGAUAAUAAAAUCAUCGCAUUUUGAAUUUGAUUAUAUGCUCGGCAGGAAGAUCACGUUCUUCUGUAUGGCGGAAGGUGACCCCCGACCGAUAAUAACAUGGUUCAAAGACGGAGUUGAACUGUACCAGCAUCGAUUCUUUCAGGUGCAUGAGUCGACGCUAGGAAAUAAUGUUAUCAAAUCUAAAAUGGAAAUAGAUCCAACCACGCAGAUGGAUGCAGGCUACUACGAGUGCCAAGCAGACAAUCAAUACGCAAUUGAUAGGAGAGGAUUUCGCACUGAUUACGUUAUGGUAAAUUAUUAAUAACUCAUAAGCUAUAAUCUAAAGUACUCCCUCCUCGCCACAAACAAUAUUCGCCACCCUCCUAA
Hermetia illucens (black soldier fly) is the source of this 650-nucleotide messenger RNA. Its product is annotated as immunoglobulin domain-containing protein oig-4. NCBI's taxonomy places the organism in Eukaryota, Metazoa, Arthropoda, Insecta, Diptera, Stratiomyidae. The transcript is spliced from 6 exons. The coding region runs from base 109 to 585 and encodes 158 amino acids. The record is from RefSeq and is a predicted model, not a curated record.